Messenger RNA from Melanotaenia boesemani (Boeseman's rainbowfish), 5304 nucleotides. RefSeq names its product ethanolamine kinase 2 (gene etnk2). The record is from RefSeq and is a predicted model, not a curated record. The coding region runs from base 243 to 1325 and encodes 360 amino acids. Gene Ontology annotation, cellular component: cytoplasm. Gene Ontology annotation, molecular function: ethanolamine kinase activity. Gene Ontology annotation, biological process: phosphatidylethanolamine biosynthetic process. NCBI's taxonomy places the organism in Eukaryota, Metazoa, Chordata, Actinopteri, Atheriniformes, Melanotaeniidae. The transcript is spliced from 9 exons.
UUGGCCGACAGCUCCCAAGAUAACCGGCGACGAGCAUCAUACCCGGCAGUUUGGCCAUACAUUCUCACUUCUUUCAAUUCUCCGCUGCAAGAAGAGCUCCCAAGCAAGAGAAAUUUCUCAAGUAAUUCACAGAGAUUAGUAUUUUAGAUACGUAAAAUCCAACUAAAAAAUUGUAUGCUUCAAUUUGUAGAAAUAUCUAUAAAGAGGGUAGGAGAUUAACGUUUCAGAGAAACUGCUGCAGGAUGGAAACGCAGAUACAUGUGCCUAUCGGGUCGCCAGUAAUUAGAAAAAUUCCUAUUUUCGUGGACGAACACAUGGUGACGGAGGGGGCGAUGAAGCUCAUUAAAGAGCUGAGACCGGCGUGGGACUCCAACAGUGUGAAGACGAAGCUCUUCACUGAUGGAACCACCAACAAACUCAUGGGCUGCUACGUGGAUGAAAGUCUUGAGGAUGUGGUCCUGGUCCGGGUGUACGGGAAUAAGACAGAGCUGAUUGUGGACAGAGAUAAUGAGCUCAAAAGCUUUCAGGUGCUACACGCUAAUGGCUGUGCUCCCCGUCUCUACUGCACCUUUCAAAAUGGCAUCUGCUAUGAGUUCAUGCAAGGAGACGCCCUCGGGCCGCAGGAUGUCAGGGAUCCUACCUUACUCAGAUUGAUAGCCAGGGAAAUGGCUCGCAUCCAUGCCAUCCACGCACACAAUGGCUGCAUCCCGAAGCCCAACCUUUGGAUCAAGAUGCGGAAGUACUUCUCCCUCGUGGCCACAGAGUUCACCGAUCAAGCCUCCAACGCCAGAAUCCAGCAGGAGGUUCCCAGUAAGGCGGUGCUGGAGCAGGAGAUGGUGUGGAUGAAGGAGCAUCUUUCCACGCUGGGAUCUCCUGUGGUGCUCUGUCACAAUGACCUGCUCUGCAAGAACAUCAUCCACAACAGCAAAGAGGGUCAUGUCCGCUUUAUCGACUACGAAUACUCCAGCUACAACUACCAGGCCUUUGACAUCGGAAACCACUUCAACGAAUUUGCAGGCAUGACGGAGCUGGACUACGGACUCUACCCCAGUCGGGACAUGCAGAUGGACUGGCUGAAAGAGUACCUGCAGGCCUACAAGUUCUUCUCCAAGAAGACGGAGGAGGUCAGCCAGCGAGAGCUGGAGACGCUCUACGUUCAGGUCAACAAGUUUGCUCUGGCUUCUCACUUCUUUUGGGGCUUCUGGGCGCUCAUCCAAGCCAAAUACUCCUCCAUCGACUUUGACUUCCUCGGGUACGCUGUGCUACGUUUCAACCAGUACUUCAACACCAAACCUGCAUUGAUGGCCCUGCAGAUCCCAGAAUGAGCCGCCAUGACAGGAGGGGAAGCUGCAGCGGGUGGGAUGCUGGGACUUCCUGCAGACUGGGACCGUUCUCUGAGCAGGGCGUUGCUGGAUGGCUGCUCGGUCCACCAUGCAUCUCUUCUCUGCAGCAAGCGCAAUUACACUUUUCAUUCCUUCAGACUUACCUCCACGUCCGUCACGACUCUAGCUCAGAAACUGCAGAACCUCCAGGUGUAUGUUUGACUGUCUUUAAUUUAUGUGGAUGAACCCGGGACGUUUGUCUUUUCCAGAAUGAGCUCCUCAGCCUGCGUUUGAAGGUCAGCAGAGACGACUCUGUAUGUUUGAUGCUGACACUUUGUCCAGAUUGCGUUCUGUGACUUACGCCUCCAGGAGCGUUAACCUGGUUUUACUGACACUGUGUGUGUGCAAUGAGACCAUUCUUCCCUCCGUCUGCUGACACUUCACCACUCGUAGCUCUGAUCUUCGUCACCUCUCCUCCUCUUCCAUCUUUGGUGCUAAGCGCUGGUAGCCGCCGUGUUUCUACACGAGCCACGGAUCAUUAGCGCGUCAGGUCCUCCGGGGAUGUCUUAGCUCUGGUUUUUCUCGGCUUUUCCUCAGUUGCUCUUCUGGUUUUCCCUCCUGUAGCAAACUGUUGCUGCUUCUGCUGCUGCUGGAAAUGCAGACGCUAUUUAUUCUGUGUGCCGAAGGAAAGACCUGAUGGACAGAAACCAAGUGUCUGCAGGUUCAAUCACUAUUGUGUUCUAGCAAUGAGUGAUAGCAUAGCGACGUGUAUUUAUUUAUGUAAAGAUGUUAUGGAAUAUUUACCAUCUCAGGUUAACGACUCCUUAUUUUGGGCUGCUUUGGAAAGCGAUGCGUGUUAAAUUGGGAGGAGGAUGGUGGUACCGUGUGACGUUAACUGGGUGAUUUUCUAGCUUCUUGACUUUUAUGGUGUGAGGGGAAAUGCAUCGCACUGCUAACUUUCCAUUUAACCUUUCCAGACCUCCUGGAAAAUCUCAGCUUCUGAUCCUCCUCCUGCUCACUUUCUCCUCACAUGUCUGGCUUUGACCUCCUCCUCGUUUCCCUCCAUCAUCUGAGGCCGAGCAGUGGCACCUCUUCUACAAGUCGGCCUCAUGCCGAUCAUUUCCCUUUCAGACAGAUUUUGUUUCAGGUGGUGAACAAAUCAUUUCUACGGUUGAAUCCACAGGACUGUGCAAAAGUCUUGAGCCUCAUUUCUUUCCAUAUUGGCAGGAAAACAGGAAAAGGUUUUUAUUAAAUGCAAAAUGAAGCAGGAACAACGUUUGAGUGAUCCUGAGAGUGAAUAUUUGUUCUGAGCAGCUUCAUUCUCCAUCAGUCAGAACCUCUUAGAGAAGCUUGCUGGAAUAGUUCUCCAGGCUUCCUGAAGCACUUUCCAAAGCUCUUCUUUGGAUGUUUCUGCCUCAUUCUGCAAGUUAAUGUCAUUAGAAACUAAACCCAUUAAAACCAAAUAUGUUAGAUGUCAGGCAUGGUGUCACAGAACAUGACAACAGUCGGAACGAGAGCUGCAUGAAGGCAAGAACAUUUAUAUCAUCGAACUGUUGGCAUUAUUUGCUCUGAGGCGGAUGCAAAUAUUUAGAAGUAUCGGCCAACGCAGAACACCUUGACUCCUGGUGAAACUCCUGAACAUGGCUUUGCAGCAUCUGCUGCACGUGUUGGAGGUUUUAUUUGUAUUAUUUGCAGCUUCUGUACACCUGGCUCCGCCUCCUCCACCUUCACCUGCCUCGCUGGUUGUUCCUCUGCCAGCUGCUGCAGGAACCUCGAUGUUGGCAUUUAUUCCUGUAGGGUCCAGUAUGUUGUAAGAUACAGAACAGGUCAUCACCAUGUAACGCAGAAUACUCCAUCUGAUUCAUUUGGAUGAAAAUUCACCCAGUUUGAGGGAAAAGUCAGGAACCAGUAAGGCUUUAUGGUUUUACUGGACAGAAUUAUUGAAUGUAGAAAUUUGGAACUGGUCAAAAUGACCUGAGCUGUUCUCCAGCCUGAUAAUAUCCAGAUAGUAACUUAACUGUGCAGUUAUUUCAGCUUGACUUGCAUCUGCGCUGAUCUCCCACAGAGAUGGAUGCAGCAGAAUGUCUGAUGUCUCGGCCCACAUGGUGUCUGAUAACGGCUUGAUUCGCCUCGUGUGCAUUUACAUUGAUGGAGCUGCAAUUAAUAACCAGUUUGAACUCUAACUGGAGUUUCACUCUUUGGGAAUCUUUUUAUUGGUCUUUAAACUGUGUGAUGUUUGGCAUUUUUCAUAGAUGUAACUAAAAAAAAAAAAGCAGGAUGCAAGUUCCAGUGUAAAGUAGCCAAAUUCAGUGUAGAUGCAGCCCUUCAGUUAGGAGCUGUUUAGUGCCUGGUUGAUUCAUGAGUAACAGGGAGGGAAGAAAGAAGACACUAACCGGACCGUAAAUGAGUGAAAAGGUAAAAAGAUCCUCAGAAUGCCUAAAAAACUGUUAAGACUACUUAGAACGAUCAGAAAGUCAGACUGCUUGGAAGCAAAAUAUGAAGAAAUGAAUGAUGGCUCAAGACUUUAUAGAAAAAAAUAUAUUUCCAGGAUUUGUUCAACGCUGCAGAAGCACCAGUCAAACUAUUCAUGUCGGUUUGUCCUCCUUUGCCUCAGAGAUGGAAGCACAGAAGGUGUUUGUCUUCAGCAGAACCUGGAGCUAACCCAAAAUUUCACAGGUUUUAAAGACUGAACAAGUCUGUUCUGAGUUUUAAUCAAACUUCAAACUGUGCUGAAUUCCAGACGGUGGAGUUGGUGUUUUCAGGCCAGUAGAGAUCAUCCUCCAUCAUCUCGGGCCGAAGCCUCGAACCACAAUGCUGUUUAUGCCCCUGACAGACAUCCAGGCUGCAACCAGACCCACUGAUGCAGCUAAAUGUUGCUGCAUGAGUGUUUCUGAUUGCUCCUGGAUCGGAUCCUGAAAUGAUCCAGUGAAGUGAUGUCUUCUCUAUCAGCCGCUCUCCUCAGAUUAUUUACUCCCUCAUAAGCCCAGAGGGGGGCGCCAGAGAGCCCUGACCUUUGUCCUGCUUUGCUGGUGUCAUGUAACUGACGGGGCUUAAUAAUUGAGCAGGUGAGUGUCGGCCUGUCAGAGCAUUAACUGAUGCUAAUGGCUUUCAUUCAGGGCAGUUAACCUCAGAAGCUAUGAGGGGGAUGUGUGGGUGCUUUUUAUCUCAGAAAGGCAGGAUAACUGGGACUCGGUUACCCAGACAAACACUAACUCACACUGAUGGCACAUAUUUGGAAGCAGGAAGAAGUGAGAUUGACUCGAAGAAAGCACACUUUUAAUUUUAGAGAAGCCAUCAGGUCCGAGUUUAGAGGGUCGGGUAGUCUGCUUGUAGACUUCUAGAGGCCAAAUUAGUGAAGUUGCUGCUUGAACGCACAAUUCCAGUCCGGUUAGAAGUGACCCAGGACACAUCAGGCUUCUGUUUGCUCAUCAGAAGAGACCCAGGGGGGUCGGCAGAUCCUUCAAAGAAAACACGACUCGGUUUGAACUGAUGCUGUAGGGUCAGUGAUCUGAAAACUCGUUCCCCACAGAACCCAGGUUCUCCUAAAACACUCCGUUAGCUGAGGUUCGGACCGUUGGUCACCUUCACCCACACUUUGCUGCCAAAACGUCUCAGUCUUCAGUCUCAGGGCGGAUGUAUGGAGGGCGAAAAGUGCCACAAUGUGCCACAUAAAUACAGCGUUGAAUAAUUAAAUGUCAAUUUAUUAAAGCUGAAAAUAAACACAUUAUAAAUAUUGCUGGUAAUUAAGUGAUAUUGAAAAAUAUAAUCACACAUAGUUAAUAAAAUUUGGAAAUAGAUUUAUAACUAUAAGUAAUUUAACUUAGAAAAACUGAUGUUAAAACAACGCAGGAAACAUAAUUAAACUCUCCUGAGCUCAUCAGCAGAUGGUCUGACUAGUUACCCUGCUCCACACGUCUACAAAUUGGUCCCAAAUAAAAUUACAAAUAUUUUAUUAAUCCUAGAGGGAAAUAAAGUAACGGGA